Molecule: messenger RNA, 6654 nt
Organism: Formica exsecta
Lineage: Eukaryota; Metazoa; Arthropoda; Insecta; Hymenoptera; Formicidae
Product: post-GPI attachment to proteins factor 2-like
Exons: 4
Coding region: 941-1795 (284 amino acids)
Biological process (GO): GPI anchor biosynthetic process
Cellular component (GO): endoplasmic reticulum membrane; Golgi membrane
Source: RefSeq, a predicted model, not a curated record
GUCGUUUAUCGCGGCUGACGAUCCUAAAAUCCGAAACGGGGACGUUUCUCGCCACUUGUGCUCGCACGCUUAUCGUUCUUAAUCGGAAAUCGCGAUUGUGAUUCAUUAGCGGGGCGUUAAUCUGCAGUGCUUCGGCAUUGCGCAUUCGUCAAGAUUGUCACGCACGUUGACAUUUGCUUUCCGCCGUUCAACGAUAUCGGCCCUUUAGCGUAUCAGAUAAAAAAACGCGAAAGCUAAAAAAAAAUGGUGAAUCGUUCGCGAUAAAAUGUGACCGCGAACCGCCGUGAUUUCAUCCCUUCGCUAUUUAUAGAGCGCGAGUAGGUUAUUCGGAAAAUACUCCAUCGCAAGAAUGAAAAUAAUAACAUCGGAUAAUGACGUAUGAUACAAUGAAUAACACGGAAUGAACGUCUCAAAUUAAUAUAUGUAUGUGCUAUUAUUAAUGUGUAAUAUAUUCAACGCCUGUUAUAUGUGACGUAAUUUUAUUCUGCGGAAAUGUUUUCGAUGAGAUGUUGGAAAAUGAAAUGCACGCUGUCGUUGCGCGUUAAUCUAUUAAGAAAGAUGAUUAGCCUUGAUUUUCGCGUUUUUCCACGCUUUUAUUGAGCAAUUAACGUAACAAAGCAGAGGCGAGGUAUAUGGCCAUCAAUGCAUUAAUUGAACGGAUUUAUUUUUAUCGAGCAAAUUUCGCAAUGCUCUUCCGUUCUCUUUUCUCGUAGAACGUAUCGUUCAAUCCGCAAUUAGAUCUCACAUCUUCGCGAACACACAAGUGUCAAUUCCUUUGGAAACGAACACCUUCAUCGCAAUAUUUCAUUAAUGAGCAAUUUUGGGGUAUCAGCUGUUGGAUGGAGCAAUCUGUGAUUUCUUUCCAUCAGGGUUAUUAUGGCAUGUAAAGUAAUGUGAAGGAUCAUAGAAUAAGUUGAAAGCUGGAGAGCGAUAUGAAUCUAUGCCGCACAAUUGUCUGACUGAGCUCUGCUCUGAGUUACGUGUCUUUGCUUUGCGCACAAAUGUCAGGAUGUUAAACAGCACUACUAAUAUGGAACUGAAUAAUGUGGGAAGCAACAAAAGUUCCAUAUAUCUUGCGCUAUCAUUUCGAAAACUGUGUCUGGCAACAGUUGGCUUACCACUUAUAUCGCUGUUAUUUUGUUUCAUCACGGCAUACAUAUUCCAACAGGAUGACAUUCAUGAAACUCACUGUAGGGUGUACAAUAUUCUUCCAUCAAUCUCAGCCAUUACAGGCGUAUCUCCUCAGAGGUAUCUAUGGCGUAUCAGCAUAGCAUUACACAUUGGACCUAGACUGGUUAUUGCCAGCGUUUAUCAUUCAUAUUAUUACAACAUACUUAAGAGCAUUGAAGAUGUGCCUCUAAAAAUUAUGGGGAGUAGGCUCCUAAAUUUAUGCUAUUGGCUAAAUAUUGCCGAGGUAGCAGCUUUAUGUGGUGUAACAUAUAUUUCUAACAGGGAAAAUUAUUCGGUGCACGAAAAAAUUUUCAUAGCGUUCAUGAUUAGUUCGCUCACGUACAUGCUGACUGCUGUAAGAUUGGGUCGCCUAAUAACUCCAAAUGCACAAAGCCUUCAGUACAAACAGGCGCUCUUUAUGAUGAGUCUCGUCAGUACAAUUGGUCUUAUUAUCUUCUUCUUGAAACAUCGACUGCUAUGUCACGAUUUGGCAUUUAGUUGGUUCUCGCUAUGUGAGUAUGUGAUAGCUUUUGCAAAUAUGGGUUUUCACAUCACGGUGGUUUUGGAUUUUCCAAAAGAGCAACUGAUUGUAGGUCACGAUUUACCUGCCGCGAAAAUAGAUUAACCUUUUAGGAUAAUACAUCAUUCUCAUUGUCAUAUUAAAGUGCCUAUUGCCUCUGCAUGGAAGUGCUGUAAAUCAUGGUUCUCAAGAGGUGAACAUUUGGCACAAUACACGAUACACAGCAUCAUGAUUAUCUCAGUUUUAUGAUAUUUUAUAAAAGUAUAAUGUGUUCUAUUGUUGAGAUUGAUAUAAUUUACUUUCCGCGGUUUUUAAAAGAGCAAAUACUCGAUGUAUGUACUCUAUUAUACUUAUCUUUACACUUAUAUUAUCUUGCAAUAUCGAUUAUAAUAUUCGAUUAGUACUUUUGUGAAUAUAAAGGGAUAUCUGAUUUGUGAGAAAAAUGAAAUGGAAAAUCUAGCGCUUCCAAAGUGUGGCACUGGUUACUUUCAAAACGAUGAAAUAUGUAACGGCCUUUUAAUAUCGGUUAGCAAUAGAGUAUAUGAUUAUAGUACACAAUAGUUAAAAAAGUAUCCUACAUACAAACAGCAUUUAACGUUAGUGUAAAUUGAAUAUUAUUAUGCAUCAUAUGAGAUUACUUCUAAAGAUUUUUGAAUCUUUUUUUAUAGACUUUUACAAGGUGAGAAUUCUAGUCAAACAUAUUAAUUCUAGUCGCGAUACAUUUUAUUCGCUUUACACUAUUCUUACUUCAUGUCAUUAGCUGAAAUUAGAUUGUAAAAUGCAGUUACAUCAAAUGGACUUUGAGAUAUAAUUACAAUUAUUAAAUAUGUGUAUAUAUUAAGUUAUUGCAAAGAUAUAGAUAUACAAUUGUGUGUUGUUGGUAAAUUUCAUAGAAAUCUUAUAUAAGUUACAUUCAUUCACCUUGUAAGAGAGAUUAAUUAAUCUUGUAUAGAUUUUGAGAUAAUAAAAUCAGCUAAUGUUCAUGAGCUGUUCUGUUCAGCAUUAUUGUACUGCAAACGUAGGAUAAUCGCACCUAUGUUUGUAUGUAGUAUACGAUAAUCCUGAUAGUAUAACAAUUAUCCAGAUACUAAUGAUUAAAACAGUCGCAAUCGUAUUAAAAUAUUUAAACGGGGAUUGCAUUCGGACCAGCUUUUUCAAGAGAUAUGAUCUAAAUUUCUCACGCGAAUUUAUAAAACAAUGUUAAAAACAAAAGUUUCUACGAAAUUUUACGAUUAAAACCCCCGUAUAUCUCUUGUCUAAACCAUAGAUGUAUGUAUGUGUAUACGGUUUUCGGACAAGAUUAUAUAAAACUUUAAGCUUUAACAAUUUUUAAUCAUCAGAAAUGAUUUAUGGCUAAAUAUUGUCGAAUAUCUUGGUUGAUUAAAAAUUGAGUCUUCGAUGAUUUGUUAUUUCGAAAUCGAGUAUAAUUACGAAUAACGAAUAUUCGUAGUAAAUCGGAUCUUAUUGCAGUUUUCGACGAAGCGAGAUGCCCGGUAAAACUUUACAAAGAAACUCAUAAGUAAAAUUUGUUAUUUAAAGUGUUAUUAGAAAUUAUGCAGUAGAAUUUUGUAAAGUGAUUUCCGGAAAUCUUGUCCAUGUCCUGUCAAAAAAAAAAAAAAAAAAAAUUACACGAAAUGUCGAAAUAAAGUUUCAUACAUGCGAGAAUAGGAUCGCGGAAUCUGUAAAGAGAAGGACAGCCAAGUCUGUAAUAUUCACAGAAUUUGCGCCAAAUAUCUCUUGAUACUUGUAUCAAUAAGCAAAGUAGCGUUUAUUACUGUGUAUUUAUAAUAAGCAGAUGAUAUGUUAACGCGAUAUCUCUUAGGAUUCGUUAUAAAGGCCGAUAGUUUCAAUGUGACUCUAGAUAGCACUCGCAGUUUAACGGUAUCAUUUUUGCACAUUUUUACACACGAACGUUACAAUUGUAGCAUAUUUUGAUAUGACGAAUUUUUGUUGAGGUUCCUCGUAUGUAAUGAUUUGAUGAAAGAAAAAAAAAGGAGAAAACGAACGCUAUAUAUUCUUCGCAGAUACACGAUACAUUUGUCAUCGGUAAUCGCGUAGAGAUGAUAGUUUUAGAUAGUCUUUGUAAUUAUUAUACGAAGAAGUAACGCUUUUUCUUAUUUUUCUGCACACGCGACGGACAUGAUAUGUUCGAUAAUCCGAGCGUAACAUCUUGACGGUUCCUAUUAUACGUGGAACCAUUUUUAUACAUUAUCAUAAUGUAAUUAAUGCACUCACAGUAGUCUUGUUUGACUCAUUCUUAUUGAUACCGUUAUCGAAUGCUAAUCUGUGCCAAGUGAUGCACUAAAGAUAUCGUCGAAUUUUACGUCGGAAAUGCUGCGCACAUUAAUAAUGAUCUUCAAAGAUCUUUAAUGAAUCACUUGUAUUUACGCUUCGUUGAGCAGCCACUUUGUGAUCACUGCUCUUUAUAUACACUUGUAGCAAUAAUUGAGAAUCUUUUCUGCAUCAUGUCUUUUAUUCCGAUAAAGAAACAAGAAUUAAAGAACAUCAAUAUGAUUGGAUUGCUUAUAGUGGAACGUAUUCAUCUUAAUAGGCCAUGAGCUUACGUUAGCAUUGUCGGAGUAUAUAUAUAAGUACAUCAAAAAUUGCGCAUUUUUUCUUAUAAAUCGCCCAACAAAUUUUUAAAAUCAAUUUUAUUUCUCAAAUAUUUAACUAACUUGCGACAUAAGCUAUCUAUCUCUGUCUUUAAAACUUAACAUUCUCAAAUAAUUCUGUAAUUAGACAUUAACUUUUCCAUAAGAAAUUCUCUUCGAAUUUUUUAGAUAAUUGAAGAAAGAUGUGCGAUUUCUGAUGUAUCUUAUGUAUAUGUUGGUUAAUCGAUACCGAAUACGAGUCAUGUUGGAAGUUAUAUUGAAUGUCUCAUAUAUACAUAUAAGUAGAAAUUAAUAGUAUAUGAAAAAGUCUUUUUUAUAGAAAUAUAGCGAUAGCUUGCAGAAAUAAGUUCUAUAAAAAUAUCGCAAAACGAAAAAUUUUGGUAACCAAGUUUUUCUUGUGCUAAUCUUUUUCGUUUGUAUAAGUCUCAUGUUAGAAAACAUGGACAGGAUACAAUCCCACCGAUACUAGUUUUGCAAGAAUUGGUAUUGCAAAAUAAUGCUUCCAAAGAGAGCUGUGUGCUAAACAUUUAUUUAGCGACAAUGAUUUUUUUGUGAUUACACUCGAUUAUGCGGAGAUUUUAUCGAUAUUCAUAAAUUUAUUGUUAAGAUAUCAACACACCCUCAGAGUGAUUUGAAAGAUCUAGCGAGGAAUGAACGAGGUUUAAGCGUUGAAUGGUGUAAAGUGUAAAGGAUCUUAUUUGCGCUGUGUUACCUAUUCUCUGAAAAUAUAUUUUCUUCCUUACACACACGACACAAAAGCUUUUUAGGAUAAAAAUUCUGAAAACAUAUAUUUAAAAAUUUUGUCACAUGAGUUUUUACAUAUUGGCGAUAAUGACUAAACACACAUAUCUGUCAAGAAUUUCUAUCAUAUUCGAAGCUCUCUCUCCCUUUCUCCUUUCGCUGUACAUAAUGCUAGCACGAUACACAAUUAUAUCUUGUACAAAUGAUCUUGUACAAGGAAUGGAUAUAUCAAUGAUACGUUAAACAAAUGGCAUGACGAUUUUUCCUUUAUUAGUAUGGCAAUUUAAUACACAGAUCAACCCAAAUGCAUAUUCGAAGCAAAAAAUCUUUACACAAAUAUUCAUGCUAUCGAAUCACAGCUAUUUUUCUGCAACCCGUAUUUUUCGAAAUCAUUUUGCUACUGAAACACUUUUUCUAAUUUACAUGAUAUAUGUCGAAAUUAUAUCGAUAAAGUGCUACGAUCUCACUGAAAAAAAUACUCUUAUCAUUUUGGGUAAUUGACAAUUCUGUGAUAAUAAGCACAAACACAGCUUUCCACUUUACAAGUUUUAUUUUUUCUUAAAUAACUUCCAUAUCUAUUUCAUUCUUAUUUUUCUCUUCAGAUUAUUAAAAAUAUAUUAUAUUAUGCAAAAAUUUCGAUUGUAUAUUAUCACAGAAUUCAUUUUCCCGAAGCAUCUACUCUUAUAUUUAACGACGAAUCGAGUAGUGAAUUUGUAUAUUUACAAAUCAUUAUUGAAGUAGACAAUUAAUUAAUCAAGUGCAGUAAAUAUCUAGUAAGAGAAUAAAUCUAGUUAAUUAGUAUUAUAAUCUGUAUUAUAAUCUAUUCUAGUCUCAAUCUAUUCUAUGUUUUUGUGAAAUCUUAUCAGGAAACCAUUGAGAGAAUUUGCGUCACAUUAUAUAACUUAUUAAAUUCUUUCACGCGUAUAUAUGUAUAUUAUAUUCGUCAAAUUUUGAAAUCUUCGAAUUGAAAACUUUCGCGGUAUGGAAGGCAAACUUACGUCCGACGUCUCUGAUAGCUCUUUUAUCUCUGCCACAGUAUUGUGUAUGAUAAAUCAGAAGGAGAGUUAAUCGAACCUCAAAUCCAACCGAACCUUGCAGCAUUGCCGAAGGUAAUUGAACUCUGUUGACCUUAAUGUAAGAGAAUAAACUGGCGCGAUUAAAUGGCUAUCGUGCGACACGAAUGAGAACUCUUUUGUCGUCCUGUCGCGUAACCAAAUCUAAUAAGUCAUCUAAGCCAAUCUAAUAAAUCAUUUCCUUCGGCUGUAUCUAAGGUUGGACAAAGGCUCGAACAUUUUGUUUAUAUGGUUCAUUACUGAUUUUACACAUCACACUAUACGAAAUAGCUGUAUUUUCCUACACAAUAUGGUCGAACAUCGAUACGAUGUAACAUUCACUCUGAUACUCCGUAUUUGCGAUGAAUACACGACCGUUGUAAUAUAGUGUAUAUUUCUUGUAAUCGGUUUAUAGAGCGAGUGCCCUAUACUGUGAUUAAAAGUGUUUCUGUGUAUGUGAUGACUUGUAACGGGUUACAACACUGAUUUCGAUCAGGACAAGAAUGAUUUCUAUUUGUAUCGCGAACGAUUGUCAAGUAAAUAUUACCGUACACAACCA